AUGCUCCCUUCUUUCAGCUUCAAGACUGAGGAAGCCUCUGUUGCUUCCGCCAACAAGCGCACUCCCUUCUCUCCCAUUGGCAGCACUUCUGGUUCCCGUCUGGCUCAGCGGCAGUCCUCCGGCGCUGCCGAGCAGAAGGCUCGUCCUCAAGCUUGGGUUGACACUCCUCAGCUCAUCUACUCUGAGUGGAACAAGGCUGCCGGCGACAUCAACCAGCCUCUGGGCACCCUACCCUCCAACUUCUCGAUCGGCCUCGUUGGCGCCGGAAUCACCAACGUGGUUCUGGCUUUCAACCUGGCCAAGGCCGGCGCAGAUGUCACUUUGAUUGAGGCAACUGAUAGCGUCGGAGGCCGACUUCGAUCCCUCCCCACGGCUGACGGAGUCAACGUGGCGGAGAUGGGUGCGAUGCGCUUUCCUCCCUCGGAAGACCUUCUUUACUACUACGCCAACGAGUUCAACUACACUUUCAUCCAGAACUUCCCUGACCCCGGCAAGGUCCCUACCAUGGUCUACUACCAAGAGAAGGCUACUUCUUGGACCGACUCCAACACGGCCCCGACCGGCUUUGAGAAGGUCAACAACGGCUGGGUCCAGCUCAUCUCGAAGGGUUUGACUGGUGGCAGCAGCACUUUGGCCGCAGGAAGUCAGAUUACAACCUGGCUCUCCUCCAACGACACGGCCACACGCAACCUUGCAGUCCCAGAGUGGCAAAAGUACCUGGACACUUUCGGUGAUGACAGCUUUUACACUGGUCUCCUCCGUAUCUUCGGCGAUUGUUGCGAUGGUCACGAAUGGGACGUUCCGAGCGGCGAGGUCUGGACCGAUGAUGACUUCCAACGCUUCGGCACCUUGGGAAUCGGCUCUGGCGGCUUUGGCGCUGUCUACUCUGCCGGAUUCAACUCCGUUUUCCGCUUGGUCGUCAACGGCCUCGAGUCAGACCAAGCUGUCUUUGCCAAGGUUACCGACUCAGGCCUGCAACCUGCCGGUAUUCGGGAUCUUGCCCAGACAAUCUGGGAAAAGGCGACCGAGCUUGGUGUCAAGACCAAGUUCUCAACUGUCGCCGAAGUCACCAGUGGCGGCGGUGAUGCCCUCGGCGGCCUUGCUGUUGGUGUGAGAGAGACUUCUGGAGGUGCUUCCACCAAUAUCGACUACGAACUUGUCGUCGUCGCAACUAGCAACUGGGCUAUGAACUACGCCUUUACUCCAGUCUCGGAGACCACCGAGGACCCGAUUAUGCCAUUGGAAGUUCAGAGAGCCAUCAACGAUCUCCAUAUGACCGCCUCAUCCAAGCUCUUCAUCCGGACUAAGAAGUUCUGGGAAACUCAAGGGGCUGGAUUCCCUCGAGUUAUUCUUUCGGACACGAACUUGCCGCAGACGUACACCCUGAAAUACGGACACCCCGACUACGGCAUGGUCCUCGUCACUUAUGCCUGGGAGGACCUUUCUCUGCAGAUGACGGCUAUCUCGGAUCCCAAGGAGCUUCUCACGGAGCUCAAGAUGCAGAUUGACAGAAUCAUGCAAGAUUCCGACUUCCCUGAGUAUGCGAGCCUUCUCGAGCCCGUCACUGACGACGACAUUUACCUUAUCCAUUGGCCUCUUGACCGCUACUCGUACGGUGCUUUCUCUCUGGGAUUCCCGGGGCAAGAUGUCAGCAUUGAGUCUCUUUUCUGCGAUUGGGAGAGAAUCAACCAGACCCAGAAUUCGCGGGUUCUGAUCAACAGUGAUUGCACUUCGUUCCUUGGUGGCUGGGUAGACGGUGGUCUCCAGCCAGCUCACAACACUCUUUCGGCAGCCCUGGAAAAGUUUGGAACUUUGAACUCAGCGGCUUCUCAUCUGGCACCUUCUGCACUUCUUGGCUCUGGCUUGUACCAGUAUUAG
Colletotrichum phormii is the source of this 1878-nucleotide messenger RNA. RefSeq names its product flavin-containing amine oxidoreductase-domain containing protein. The record is from RefSeq and is a predicted model, not a curated record. NCBI's taxonomy places the organism in Eukaryota, Fungi, Ascomycota, Sordariomycetes, Glomerellales, Glomerellaceae. The transcript is spliced from 2 exons. Gene Ontology annotation, biological process: amino acid catabolic process. The coding region runs from base 1 to 1878 and encodes 625 amino acids. Gene Ontology annotation, molecular function: L-amino-acid oxidase activity.